Molecule: messenger RNA, 4202 nt
Organism: Anneissia japonica
Lineage: Eukaryota; Metazoa; Echinodermata; Crinoidea; Comatulida; Comatulidae
Product: RING finger protein 24-like
Exons: 8
Coding region: 605-967 (120 amino acids)
Cellular component (GO): nucleoplasm; cytoplasm
Source: RefSeq, a predicted model, not a curated record
GCCGAGUUGAUUUCUGGCCGAGUUGACUUAUGGCCGAGUUGACUGUGGCCGAGUUGACUUGUGGCCGAGUUGGAUCGAAUUCACUCAAGCAUCCUAUCCGCUUUCUCAAAAUGGUUGUUUUACUGUUGUUACGUCGUAAAUAAGACUAUCACUGAUGCAAAGACUCUCCAACUUGUACUGGUAAACAGAAGCAAACAAAAAAGAAAGAGAAAACAAAACACAGAAUAGAGGGUUCAGUUAACGUAAAAGGCAAAUAACCCAGAGAAAAAUCCACAGUUACCAAAAAGAAAUAAGUCAGUAACAGAUUCAAGACUGUAAUGUGGUGUUUAGAUGAGAAUAUGGACUUUUUAUUAAAAGGCAUGGAGAAAAUUGCUAUACAGUAGGCAAGAGUUUCAGCUAGACAAAGAAACAGAAACCAGAAUUGAAAGUUGUAAUAAUUUGUAUAUUAUUACUGUAUUGCCUUAGCCAUUGGUAAAUAUUGAAUGAGAGCAGUUUCUAUUUACUUGAAAGCGGACAGCUAAAAUGAUCUGGAUUGUUGAUAUUACUUUCAAUACAUAUCUGCAUCCUGGUAGUGUCUGAGAUGAGUUGAUUCUUUUUUAUCAUAAUGUCAUUUGAGCUUGAAGUUGCCGAGUUGGUUCCCAUACUCUUGUUAUCGGGUGUUGUCAUAUUCCUGAACAUCAUUUUCUGCUGUUAUCUUAUAAGAUUGCGACAUGAAGCUCAAGUGGAAUGCGGAUAUAGAAAGGUAAAAUUUUCUAUAAGAACAUCACCUAAUGAUAGUUGUCCCGUUUGUUUAGAAGAUUUUACACCUGGUGAAAAGUUGGGUCAAACACCUUGUCACCACACAUUCCAUCUACAUUGUAUAUCAACAUGGCUGCAGCAGAGAAAUACUUGUCCUAUAUGUAACGCAAGACCGAGGCCUGUGCCAACGGAAAGAACCGCUUUGGUAAGCAUUUCACAGAGCUUAUGAAGCUACCAGCAUAAAGAUAAGCACUCAUCGUUGUCUUCCAUCAAUCACGUACCAGCAGAUAUGUUACCCUUGUAUAUACAACAUAUAAUUUUUUAUACCAUAUCGAUGACAUCAUUUUGUAAAAAUGAUAUUUCUGGUUGCCUAUCUCAAUGCAGUUGUAAGGCUGAGUGGAAAUAUUUUUACAUUGUUUUUAAUUGAAGUGUCUUGAGACAACCUAGCGAUUGCAUUAGUCUAUAAAGUUAUAUCUACAUGCAUUAAAUUUGUUAUGGGUAUCAACAAAAUAUAUUUUUUUUCGCUUAUGCACAUGAUACAAACAAAUGUGCAAGUAGAUGAGAGGGUACAAAGAGGAUAUUUUUCUUGUGAGGUACAUCUAGAAGUACUAUGUUCGAAUGUAGCUAUAUUUCAUGUUUGGAUGUAACUAAAGGCAUUGCAAAUUGUGGAUUCCUUGAAGACAAUUCGUUCUAGCUACAUCUAGAAAUAUUUUGUUUCGAAUACAGCUUAUGUUUGGAUGUAACAAAAGACAAAACAUUGAGGAUUCCUUGAAGACUAUGGUUCUUGUUUGAUCAGAUUCAGUAUCCCUAUGGGCAGGCAUGGAACAAAACAUUUAUGCCUCCAACCAUGAAAAUUGUCUCGAUAAAAUUUUUCCAGCAUCAAAUGUUUUCUGUACACUGUAUAGCCCAAGGUUCAGUUUAUUUUUUUGAAUUUUUUCCCCCAAAAAAUGGCUCCAGGGCAUUCAUGAUGCCUCCCACUGCCGGGUUGCGUGGUCGCACACUUUUUCUAGCCCUGCCUACUAGCAGCAUUCCCUGUAAGAAGCAUUCCUUUUGUGAGAUAUAUUCCAGCUGUUGAUUCUAUUCCACUCCCAUUGAUUUGAUUGGACACCAUGUAAUGUAAUUUUCAUGACCAUGGCAUUGCUUUUAAUUUUGAAAGUUGUUAUAUGACAAAAUGUUUUAAGUAGUAAUGAAGUAGAUGGCAACCUCAGAGUUUGUUUCAAUGCAUCCAUAAAUUUAGUUGCAAUUUGUUCAUAGUAUAUGUACACCUAAUGGAAUGGUGGACAUUGCUGAUGUGGGAACCAAUUAUCCAAUAUCAGUUUUUUUUUUAGAAGCAAAUCUAAGUGCAUCUCAUUAGAGAUAGUGCAUUAAAAAUAUUGAUUUUAAUAUUUAUAUUUUUUAUUUUAUUUAUUUAAUAAACUUCUCACAAAUGCAAACAUACAAAGGCGAAGGAGACGAGCCAACAGGUGACGAACACCUCUACAAGGGCUCGCUCCUUACAAAAUAAAUACAGAAUUAGAAAUCUGGAUAUAAAAAAUGACAGCACAAACACGAAGACAAUAAAGGAAUAAGAAAAAUCGAGAAAAGAAUAAUGGAAACAAGAAUUGCCACAGUGAAUAUAAAAAUCAUUAAUUAGAAAUUGCCAAGAAGCAGCCUCAAAAAUUGCAGGGGCUACAAAGUCACUCCUCGCAAAGAAUACAUUUUUAGAUAUUAAUACAGGGUUAAAUAGUAAAAUGAAAGUUAUAAAAUUAAUCAUUUCUGACAUUUCAUUAUGAAGUUCAGAAGUUUAAAUAUAUAGAUUACUACAGUCGUGUCGUCACAACGAUAGCAACAAGUAGCAUCACAUGGUAUCAUGACGUAACACUGUAGUACUAUAUAGCUGUUUAAAGAACAGUAUUUGAGAAGUUUACGAUUUUGAACAUUUCUCAUGGUAGAGACCAUCACCAAAUCGUUAAAAGUUCUUGUUUUAACGUCAAAAAUGGGGAAAGUGAGAACAUGGGUAGCAUGAUGUAUAAAUAUAUAUAGUUUAUCGAAAAAAUUCAUCUGUUUUCAAUUGUGUGUCAGAUAUGAAAUUCCUUUUAGAUAAAACCUAAAAUGCUUAGCAGUAAGCAUGUUAGGGUUUAUCUAAAAGGAAUUUCAUAUCUGAUAUAUAUAGUUUAGUUUAGUAUAAUAAAAUAGAGUAAAACACAAUUUACCAGGAAUGACUGGUUUGACUUGUCUUCACCACAAAUUAUAUCCAGGAGCUGAACCCUGGCCCUCUCCCAUCAACACAGCCCACCAAAAGCUGAGGUACCCAAACCUUGUCAAAUAGCCCUACAGCAGAAUUGAUUGAUAGCAUGUUGUCACAGAAUAUAUAUUUUUUUGUACACAACAUGACCCUCUACAAAUUGGUGAUCACUUCAAUACAAGUCAAUAACAGUAAUAAUAUUUGAUUGUUUUGUUUUUCCAAGCAGUAUACUGUAUAGUUAUUUACUGUAUUUGUAUACAUUUUAAUGAAUAUUCAAGUAAUUUCUAUAGUUAUUUUGUUGAAAAUGUGCAAUAUUAUAAGUAUGAUUUAGCUUCAUUAGCUAUUUUAUUUUUUAUAUAAUUUUGUUUUUAAUACUUUUUUCUUUGUUCUUAAUUUCUGCGAGAUGAAUGCUGUAAAUAUUUUGUAUGAUUUUAAUUACAUUUCAAAACCAAAAGAAAAAUUGCAAAUCUACAUUAAAAAAUAUAUUUUAUGAACUUUAGUACAACUGUGAUUGACACAAUCCUUUUUAACAAUGCAAUAGAUCUGUUUUUUUAAAUAUACAGUAUCUUAGAGAAAAUGCUGCAAAUGUUAUGGAAAUGCAGAAUCUUUAAAACAGAUUUUGAAGUUUGUUGCCACAGUGAUUUACAGUUUUUCAGGUUUUCCAAGUUGAAGAAAGUCAUUUCUGAGAGAUCUUGUUGAAUGAGAUUUUUUAACAAAUCAAAUUUAUGUUUUUUGCCAUGCAUAAUGAUACGCAUAAAUAUACAAAUAUUACAGUAUGAAUUUGCAGGAAAUGGGUUAUUUUCCAGGAGAAUCUUGCUUGCUUACAUGAGUGCAGGAGGCCAUCUCAAUUUUUGGGAGACUCCAGUGAAACACUGAGAGUGUCACAGUUCUGGGACACUCAGAACUUCUGCUAUUUUUAAAACAAUGUAAUGGAUUCCUGUGUUUAAAAAUUAGGAUCUGCAACAAUGGUGUAUACAUACUACAAAAUAUAGUUUACUAGAGUACUAAACCAUGAAUAUGCCUUAAAAUAUAUAGAUGAGGUUUAUGAGAUUAAGGUCUUCAAAUUAUGUGUCUACAUAUUAAUAUAUAUUAAUAUAUAUAUAAUAUAUUUCGCUAAGGGUUUAUAAAUAAUCAAAAGAAUACAGAAACUCCUCAGUCAGUAGACUAUUUUCAGUCAUGCCUUCUGCAGCAUCGGGUAUAUGUAUGAUAUUUUUAUACAAUCCAUUUAGUAUAAAAAUAU